This is a messenger RNA of Punica granatum (pomegranate), 1481 nucleotides long. The record is from RefSeq and is a predicted model, not a curated record. NCBI's taxonomy places the organism in Eukaryota, Viridiplantae, Streptophyta, Magnoliopsida, Myrtales, Lythraceae.
CAUUUCAUUCUUCUCUCCCUCCCCCUCUCUCUUGCAAUUUGGCCUUUUAUCUAAUUUCACAUUAUUAUUGCAAAUUGGAAGCAAAAAAAUUGAAAAAAAAAGGGGAAAAACCAUAACCCCACUUCUCCAUCUCUGGUUUUCUCCCGACCAGACUAGUCCCAUCUCUCUCCCAAUCUCUCCCCUUAUGUGAUCUUAUUAUUAUACACCUCUCUCUCUCUCUCUCUCUCUCUUCCUCUCUCAAAAAAAUUUUAAACAGAAAAAAAAUGAAAUAUUUUCUUCUGUCUCCAAGCCAAUUUUUCGCAUUUAUGAGUUCUUGAUCUACAAGAUCUUGAGCUUAUUCUUUGUUCCAAAGCUUGCCUUCUUUAUGUUCAAGAAUCUCCCCCGGCCUUCUGAGAGAUAGCUCCGGCGAUCAUCUGCGUACUGCACCUCAGGAUUAAAGAAUGUCUCUGGAGAUGGCUUCGGAGCGAGUCUGUUACGUCCAGUGCAACUUCUGCAACACCAUCUUAGCGCUCAGUUGGUCAUGGGGAGCUUGGAAUUAUACUAUAUUGAUGUCCGGAGCUUCUCAGGUAAGUGUACCAUGCAGCAGCAUGUACACUGUAGUGACGGUGAGGUGCGGGCAUUGCGCCAAUCUCCUCACGGUUAACAUGGCGGGAGCCUCCCUUCAGCCCCUUCCUCUUCAGGAGCUCCAAAAACAACAGCACCUAAUCGGGCCGGAGGAACUGAUGAAGGGAAGUGGACCGUCUUCUUCGAAAUGCAACACCAACAAUAAUACUCACAAUAAGUGCACUUCUUCGCUCGAAUCUGCUCCUCAUCAUCAGCAGCAGCAAGACCAACCUCCUCCUCCUAGGAUCCCUCCUAUCCGCCCUCCUGAAAAAAGGCAACGAGUUCCGUCGGCAUACAACAGGUUCAUAAAAGAGGAAAUUCAACGAAUUAAAGCCAGUAAUCCCGAUAUCAGCCACAGAGAAGCAUUUAGCACGGCUGCGAAAAAUUGGGCACAUUUUCCACACAUUCACUUUGGGCUAAAGCUGGAGGGAAACAUGAACAAGCAAAGCAAGUUAGACCAUCACAGCUCCAUUAAUGGAGGUGAUCAUCACCUUCACCCCAAGACCUCCCAUGGCUUCUAUUAGUUGAAGAAGAAGAAGAAGAAGAGAAGAACAGCAAGAAGAAGAAGAAGCAGCUCUGCCCUUUUUUAAAAAAAAUGUUAUAUAUAUAGAUAUUAAUAAUAUAUAUAUAUAUAUAUAUGACUGCUACAAGAAAUUGAGGUAUGAUUGGACAAUAAUAUAUGCAUAUUCUUCUCCAAUGGGAAAACACUUGAGAAGGCAUAUGUAUAAUAUAUCCCUUCAAACCUCAAGAGUGAUAAGUCCUUCCAUUUUAUUUCUUGUGUUGACCUUUACGUUUGUUUGUCAGAGGUUUGAUCCCUCCACCCCCAAAACCACGGUCGUGAAUUAAUCAAUAAAAUGUCAAUUAGAUUCUUGUGUAAA